AUGAGACUGUGGCAGCCUAGUGUUGCAAGAAUCGCUCCCGUGCGCAAACUGCAGUCUUCCAAGGUGCCCUCGUCCCGAAUAGGACGUUUGUUCCACUACGGAGGUCUCGCUGCCUCACUCGGCUAUGGCGCUGCCGCCGAGCUCCUCCGUCGCACGACCAACUCGGAGGAGAAACGCUCGCCCUCGCUCAUGAUGACUGAGGGCAAUAUCAAGCGCCUCGUCGCGAAGCUCACGCAACUCCGCGGAGCCGCGCUCAAGCUCGGCCAAUUCAUGAGCAUACAAGACAGCCACGUUCUCCCACCCGAGAUCGAGGACAUCUUCCGCAGGGUGCAAGACAGCGCGCAUUACAUGCCGGACUGGCAGAUGGAGGCAGUGAUGCGAACUUCACUUGGCCCGUCCUGGGCUGACUAUUUUGAUUCUUUCGACCGUCUACCGUUUGCUGCAGCUUCGAUCGGACAAGUACACUCCGCCGUGCUCUCUGCAAGUUCAUCUCCGACGCAGAAGCCCGCAAAGGUCGCUGUCAAGAUCCAGUUUCCAAAUAUUGUGGACUCUAUCGAGAGCGACCUAGGCUAUGUGAAGAUGCUGUUGACUGCCGGCAGGCUGCUUCCGAAGGGCUUGUUUCUUGACAGGACGCUUGAGGUAAUGAAGGCGGAGCUCGCUGAGGAAUGUGAUUACACUCGGGAGGCCUCCUUCGCUCGUCAGUUCGCGCUGCCCUCCCACCUCGGAAAUGACCCGCGUUUUAAGGUGCCUUGGGUGUGGGAGGGUAGCACUGAGCGCGUGCUGGUGAUGGAAUACGUAGACGGGGUCAGCGUUGGUGGCUCUGUGAUUAACGCUUUGACUCAAAAAGAGCGUGAUGAUAUAGCCAGCGCGAUCGUUGAUCUCUGCUUGAAAGAGCUGUUCUCCUUCCGGUUGAUGCAGACAGAUCCAAAUUGGACGAACUUCCUGUGGAACGGCCGCACGCACAAGGUUGAGCUGGUGGACUUCGGCGCGACACGGGAGUACUCCAAGGAGUUCAUGGACAACUGGCUACAUCUCCUGCAGGCAGCUGCGAGCGACGACCCUGAUGCGUGCAUCGAAUGGAGUAUCAAGCUAGGAUAUCUGACAGGAAAGGAGAGCGACGUUAUGCUCGACGCCCAUGUCAAGUCGAUGACGCUCCUCGCUACGCCAUUCAAGGCGAGCGCGCCGCAGCCUGUCGCGUUUGGGCCCGGUUCGCAAUGGGCGAACAUCACUGCGGAGAUUAGGGCGCAGAUCCCGGUCAUGCUGCAGCACAGGCUGACGCCGCCUCCAAAGGAGACGUACAGUCUCAACAGAAAACUAAGCGGAGCUUUCUUGCUGGCUGCGCGUCUGAACGCCUCGGUCGACUGCAGGACUCUGUGGAACAACGCUACAUCCGGAUACAAGUUCGGACCUGUGCCUGAACGGUAG
Messenger RNA from Laetiporus sulphureus 93-53, 1425 nucleotides. Its product is annotated as ABC1-domain-containing protein. Gene Ontology annotation, molecular function: kinase activity. Gene Ontology annotation, cellular component: extrinsic component of mitochondrial inner membrane. Bases 1 to 1425 code for a protein of 474 amino acids. The record is from RefSeq and is a predicted model, not a curated record. NCBI's taxonomy places the organism in Eukaryota, Fungi, Basidiomycota, Agaricomycetes, Polyporales, Laetiporaceae. Gene Ontology annotation, biological process: ubiquinone biosynthetic process. The transcript has 9 exons.